AUGUCUACUAACACAAGUGACUCGACUGGAAGCAUCAUCACCGAAGACGAUCUCUGGUUAGCGCCCAUGGAAGACUGCCAUAAAGAGCUGGUUAUCAGCCACUAUCGAAGACUGAACAAGAUCCUCCAUGAGGGAGACGAAGCAGCGAUCGGGAUCUACACUAACAAGCAAGCGGCUCGAGAACAACUUGCCCGCAUGACUUUGAUAAUAAGAGACUACAUGAACUCGGCAUGGCCCGACACGAUCGAGUCCAUGGUCGCAGAUGUUGUCGACGCAAGUUUCUCGAUCUGUGGCACACAAUCGUCAUUCUACCAACCCACCUUCGUCAACUCGGCGCUCUGGGGCCGUGAGCAAGAAAUCGCGGCUUUGAUGCAAGAGCUCAGCGCACGGGAUGUGGACGAUGUGAUGGAACUAUGGAGCAUAAUUCCCGACAAAACGAACAAAGUCGUUCCUGAUACCAGUGCCGUGGAAGAUAUCGGGGAGAGUGUCGAUUGGAAUAAUGUGCUCUUCAGGUCUCGGUCUGAGGACAACAUUGCUCAUCGGCGGCAGGAUUUUACAAUCGAGGACCAGGAGCUUUGGGAGGAGGAUCUUUUGAGUCUAGAGUUGGAGCAGUUGGAUCUUGCUUGGCCGCCUGUGUUUCGAGAUCCUGAGCCUAAUGUUGGGAGGCAGCGGAGACGGACGAGCACGGCGGCUUCGAUGACAACAAGACCGUCGAUUGCCAGGGCAACGACAGAUGAUAUUGUACUAGAGCCAUGCUCUGAGGCGGAGACUGCUGGCGCAAAGGCUUGA
Zasmidium cellare ATCC 36951 is the source of this 789-nucleotide messenger RNA. RefSeq lists its product as uncharacterized. The transcript has a single exon. NCBI's taxonomy places the organism in Eukaryota, Fungi, Ascomycota, Dothideomycetes, Mycosphaerellales, Mycosphaerellaceae. The record is from RefSeq and is a predicted model, not a curated record. Bases 1 to 789 code for a protein of 262 amino acids.